Messenger RNA from Dermacentor silvarum, 746 nucleotides. RefSeq lists its product as uncharacterized. The coding region runs from base 99 to 746 and encodes 215 amino acids. The transcript has 5 exons. The record is from RefSeq and is a predicted model, not a curated record. Lineage: Eukaryota; Metazoa; Arthropoda; Arachnida; Ixodida; Ixodidae.
GCGCUCUCACUGACGUCUGUCUUCAUCCGGGAGUGAUUGUCGCCGUCGGCUGCUGCUCGCGACUACGAAUGAUUCAAUCGAAACGAGCGCGGGGUUGAAUGCAUCGCCCUGACACGCUUCCUCUCUCGCACGUUUACCAGAGCGCGCGUCUGGCAUGUGACAGCGCCCCGUCGUCGUCGCCGACCCCAAGCGCAAGCAUGAGCGGCGAAAAGUUUCCCGACAUCCGAGUAGUGGUCGGGAUUGAGUACUUCAGCGAUGUGCCGACCUCGACCAAGUGCCACCCCACGGUCCUGGGAGCCGUGGUGCUCGAGAGCAGUGCCAUCAGUGCGGACGAACUGCGGCGCAUCAUGUGCGACCAGCUGCCCUCGCUGCCGACCCACUUCACUUUCGUCACCAAGGAGAGGUGGCCUGUCCAGAAGUCGCAGGAGCACCUCAUCCGGGUCUCUCACCUCAUGACGGAGGACAGGAUAGUCAGCAUUUGUAGGCAUUACGAAAAGCCGAGGAUAGGAGUCAUGUCGACGGGCGGCAGCUCCUUGGGGUUUGUCUACAGCGACUACAACGCUGCCCUGAGACAGUUCCGGGAGGCCAUCAUUGAUCAGUUGCACGAACCCAAGAGGGCUGGGCGGCCAGAGUUCCGGUUUGUGGAGGACAACGGCUGGCCGGUGACCACGCGCCAAGAGAACGUCGCUGACGGUGCUUGUGGUGCGCGUUUCUGCAAGUUUGGCUACUUUCCGUUGAGUCCGUAG